CGGUGUGAUUGACAGGAGGCGGCUCCAGGCCCAGGCCGUGGACCCUCUGGCAGUUUCCAGCGGCAGGAGCUCGUUGCCUCGGCCUGAUCGGUUCGAGGAGGCCGCGGAUUCCGCACAGGGACGGGGGAGGUCGGACAAGCUGCUAAAAGGCCGUCGGGUGGUGGGACGGUCAUGAUGUCCGAUCACCGAGUGGAAACAGAGCGCAAGACCAGGUGAUGUACAAAGCACAGGAUCAUUGUGGAAGCUCUGCAGCCUCCCAGUUACGCCUGAGUUUGCAUCUUGAAAAACCUAUCUGUGUAUUCCAAAUGGUGCAAAGCCUUCAGUUAGGUUGUUAUCUAAGACGACAGCUCACUUGAGACUUACUGUGCAAAUAGAUAAUUCGAGACAUUUGAGACUAUUUCAUUGAAACAGAAACCACAUAGUUAAAAAGGGCCCAAGCAAUCCUCAUGCACAUUCACUGAAAAUAGAAACAAAGACGCAUAGCAUUUAAUAGAGAACUAGCUUAAAGGCAUAGACUUUGUUUUUUUCCUGCACUGCACAACAGUACCUCUCCUCCAAAGGGUAUAGCCCCCUGAGGCAUCGCAUGUCGCGAAUCAAGAGCACUUUAGACUCUGUGUCAAAAGCCGUCAGUAACACACACACUGAGCUCAUUGGAAAACUUGUACGAUUGAAACCAACUCUUAGUAUCUCGGAGAAAUUUUCAGAAACCCAGGUAGGGGUGCCACGUGAAAACUCAAGGAAAGGAACCACUUCCAAGCCUGGUCAAGUUGAGGACGCUUCAGAUCUGAACCGGUUAAUAGAGAAUUCCGUCCACUCAGUUUCCACAUCUUCUCUUAGCCUGGAACCUGAAGAUAAUUCAAAGGAACCAUCCAGUAACUGUGAUAAAGAGAAUGAUGGAAGAUCAAAUCUUUUCCACAUCAGCUAUAUUGCUACAAAUUUUGGAGAAACAUAUAACUUUUUGGCAAACCAUAUCAACAGUUAUUUUGGGAACGCAGGACAGGCAGAUAUAGAGAAGCAAGAUAAAUUUCCUUCGUGUGAUCCUGGGACUGGGACUGGGACAGAUCCCACAUGGACAGCAUCUUUUCAAUCAAAAGACGAUGGAACAGUCAAGCAAAAUAUUGAUCAUUUAAAUACAUGCAGUGCUCAUACCACUGUGCUUGGCGAAUCUCCUCCAACUCCAUCUACAAAAAAGAGUUUUGCUAAUUUACUUUCAUACCCAACAAACAGUGUCCAAGCAUUUGUGGAUACUUGCUUUGGCAGUUUUGUCCCCAAGCUGCGUGUUGAAAUGAAGGAGAAUUCUGAAGUCAAGAAUAAAAAGCAGAAAGAUGUAAGUGCAGGCAAAGAUGUGGAGCAAGCUAAUGAGAAAGAAACCAAGCCAAUGGAUGAUAAAGCCAAGCAUCUGAGUCUUCAGCGAGAAAAGAUCAUCGCUAAGUUCAGUGUAGACAACCGGACAAGAGCUUUGGUGCAAGCGUUACACAGAGCCUCGGAUGUCAGGGUGUAUAUUAAUCGAGUUGAAGAGCUGAAUUACCACCUCCUGGAAUUUCCAGAAACCCGGGCUGUGGCUGUCAAAGAGAAGAUAAUUCCUUGCUUGCUACGAUUGAGGCAAGCAAAUAAUGAAACUCUUCAGAACGCAGUCAGGGAGGCCCUGGCUUUGAUUGGAUAUACAGACCCGAUAAAAGGCCGUGGCAUUAGAGUUCUGACUAUUGACGGAGGAGGAACGAGGGGACUGGUUGCUCUUCAGACCCUUCGUAAACUUGAAGAACUGACAGGAAAACAAGUCUAUCAACUCUUUGACUACAUCUGUGGGGUUAGCACAGGUGCUAUACUGGCAUUCAUGUUGGGAUUUUUCCAAAUUGCACUGGAUGAUUGUGAGGAAAUGUACCGGAAACUAGGAACUGAUGUAUUCAAGCAGAAUGUGAUAGUUGGAACUAUGAAAAUGGGCUGGAGCCAUGCCUUUUAUGAAAGCGAGCCCUGGGAAAAAAUACUGAAAGAGAGAAUGGGUGAAGAACUUUUAAUUCAAACUGCAAGGAACCCUAAAAGUCCUAAGGUGGCAGCUGUAAGUACUAUUGUAAAUAAAGGGACACCACUGAAAGCAUUCGUCUUCAGAAACUACAAUCACCUUCCCAGUGUACGGUCACGCUAUAUGGGUGGCUGUAAAUAUAAGCUAUGGCAGGCAAUUCGAGCAUCCUCGGCAGCACCUGGCUAUUUCCAAGAAUAUGCGAUUGGCAAUGACCUUCAUCAGGACGGUGGGUUGCUUAUUAACAACCCUUGUGCAUUGGCUCUACAUGAGUGCAAACGUCUGUGGCCAAACACACCAUUUCAGUGUGUAAUCUCUCUAGGAACAGGCCGCUAUGAAGCACUGGGGAAAAAUAAUGUGACCUACACAAGCCUCAAAGCAAAACUGACUAAUGUUAUCAGCAGCGCCACAGAUACAGAAGAAGUUCACACCAUGCUUGACGCACUUCUGCCUCCUGACACGUACUUCAGGUUCAAUCCUUUCAUGAGUGAAGACAUAGUCUUGGAUGAAAACCGUAAGGAGAAGCUGAAUCAAUUGCAAAUGGAUGGAAGCCGGUACCUGGAACGCAAUGAACCGAAACUUAAAAGGGCUGCUCAGAUACUUGGUCAGGAGAAGGGCGUGCUUCAGAAAGUAUCUGAUUGGUGUAAAUUAAAGAUAGACAUGUAUGAUGGCCUCCCUCUUAUUUCCAAAUUGUAAAACGAAAGUGUCUAUUUCCAGAAUCUGGUCAGUCACUAUAUCAGUGUGAUUUCAUCAGUCUGAUUAAAUUGAUCUGUAACCGCUGCAAAAUUUGAAAAGCGAUACUAAAUUUGAGUUAAUACUUGAACCAUGUAAUUUUCUUUUUUUAAAGAAGUACCAAUGCUGCUUAUUUUACAGAUUUACUCAAGUUCCAAUGUCAUCAUGUUUGUAAAUUGCUGUUUCCUUUGUCUUCAGCUGAAAUCUGGCGAUGCUGAGUACAUUUCCAUGGACACAGCGUGUCUAUUUCGUACUGAGUUUUGGUUUGGAUUAUUUAUUUUGCCAGAAAUCAGAUAUCAUCUUUGUGCAAAAUAAGAUUUUUAUUGAUGUGAAAAUAUCAACAUGGUUUUAAACAUGAUCAUGCUCGUUGAAGAUGUAAUUAACUAACUUAAGCCCCCAAUCCCCAAAUAAAUUGCUUUUGCCAUACCAUCUAAUUUUCACUCAAACGCUUCAAGAUGUUUGUGAUGAGGACCGUUUGAAAGCUGUUCAGUCAUCUUAAUAAAGGCAUCUGAACAUGCUAUGUUUAUACAAUGAAUAAUGUCUGCUGUUUAAGUAUACUCUUUAUCCUAUUUCCUGAUAAACUGUAACAUGCUACUACAUUUCCAUUUUCUCUUGUAUAUCAAUAAACCUUGUGGUUUAACACUAA
Rhincodon typus (whale shark) is the source of this 3395-nucleotide messenger RNA. RefSeq names its product patatin-like phospholipase domain containing 8 (gene pnpla8). Gene Ontology annotation, cellular component: membrane. The coding region runs from base 584 to 2713 and encodes 709 amino acids. NCBI's taxonomy places the organism in Eukaryota, Metazoa, Chordata, Chondrichthyes, Orectolobiformes, Rhincodontidae. The record is from RefSeq and is a predicted model, not a curated record. The transcript is spliced from 10 exons. Gene Ontology annotation, biological process: arachidonate metabolic process.